Messenger RNA from Leptinotarsa decemlineata (Colorado potato beetle), 1272 nucleotides. RefSeq names its product putative inorganic phosphate cotransporter. The record is from RefSeq and is a predicted model, not a curated record. Lineage: Eukaryota; Metazoa; Arthropoda; Insecta; Coleoptera; Chrysomelidae. Gene Ontology annotation, biological process: transmembrane transport; monoatomic anion transport. Gene Ontology annotation, molecular function: transmembrane transporter activity. Gene Ontology annotation, cellular component: membrane.
UUUGUAGUUGAUUGAACUUUUUUCUUGUGUGAAAUAUGUUACUUUUUAUAGAAAAUACCGACACCUUGGCUCAAGAUAUUCUCCUCAAUUCCAUUUUGGGCCCUGUUGCUAUCGCAAUGUGGAUUCAUUUGGGGAUUUUGGACCCUUCUUACGGAGACCCCAAUAUACAUGAAUAAGGUGAUGAAGUUUGAUUUGAAAUCGAAUAGCAUUUUGUCAUCUCUGCCACAUGUAUCACAUUGGUUUUUUGGAUCAUUCUUUGGAUACAUCUCCGACGUACUCGUUACUAAAAAAAUUUUAUCGAUUCAAACGUCAAGGAAAACAAUGAAUUGCAUCGGAUACCUCAUACCAGCAAUAUCUCUGAUAUUCCUCGGGAACUGUGAUCAAGAUGAUUCCACAUAUGCUUUGGUUCUACUCGUCGUAAUAGUUGGCAUUAAUGCAGCGAGUCUCAGUGGAUUCUUCAUCAAUCAUGUAGAUUUAGCUCCGAAUCAUGCUGGUCUCCUGAUGGGAAUUUGUAAUGGAGUUGCAAAUAUUUUUGCUAUAUUAGCUCCACUGUUAGUCCAGGCCCUUGUCACAAAUGAGGAAGAUCCGAAGCAAUGGAAAAUAAUUUUUUAUAUUGCCGCUGGUAUGUAUUUUGUCACUAAUGCCAUAUUUCUUGCAUUUGGAACUACAAAUGUUCAACCUUGGAAUGAUGAUGACAACAAAAGAGAUACAAACCAUUCAUAGCAAAGUUACUGGCAUCUCAUCUGGAAAUGUAUGUUUUCGCAUUAUAUUUCAUGAAUUGUUAUAUUUUUAUUUUUCUGAGGAAAUGUUAUAACGUUACAUCAUCAUUGUGUCGUUCGUUUGUACAAAACGUUGAAACCACGAAACGUAAAUAAGUAUCGCCUUUAUUGAUGAGAAACAUUCUAUGUGACUUUUUUUGGUUUACAUUUAUCUGAACUUAAAAAAUGUUUUUGAAUUGAAAUAAUGAUGUAAACCAAGAUUAGAUAAUAUUUCUAAUAUAAUAACUUUGAAUGAAAUCUAGCUCGGAAAAUACAUACAUACACUUCUAAUAAUAAUUAUAAGUCUAUAUUGUGAAAAUGUGAUUAUUAUCACCAAGUAACUGGUCAGUGUAUAAAAUAUUUCAGAGUUAUUGAAUAUAGGUUUCUUUUUCUAUAUACAUAGAAUUCUUCAUAUGAAUUUGUAUGGCAUCUAUUGUCGUUUUUCAAAUAUUAUGUAACAAUUUUUUUUCUGAUUGAUUCGGACGUUACUUGAUGAAGAUCCAUAGUAAUUCCA